This is a messenger RNA of Parathielavia appendiculata, 1854 nucleotides long. RefSeq lists its product as uncharacterized. Gene Ontology annotation, cellular component: nucleus. Gene Ontology annotation, molecular function: DNA-binding transcription factor activity, RNA polymerase II-specific; transcription cis-regulatory region binding. Gene Ontology annotation, biological process: regulation of DNA-templated transcription. The coding region runs from base 1 to 1854 and encodes 617 amino acids. The record is from RefSeq and is a predicted model, not a curated record. The transcript is spliced from 6 exons. Lineage: Eukaryota; Fungi; Ascomycota; Sordariomycetes; Sordariales; Chaetomiaceae.
AUGGAGAGACGUGGAGCAGCGACUGGCCGCAGCAGUACCUAUGGUCAGUCGUGCAUGCAAUGUUACAAGACGAAUUGUCGAUGCGUCUCAAAUCCAAGCGGUGGUGGUUGCAAAAGAUGUCGUCGCCUCGGGAAAGAUUGUCAGCCGUCAGACGCAGCUCGCCGGCGCAAUGCUCAAAGUGCCGCAACCCCGGAUGCCCGUAUCGCACAGCUCGAAGCCAAAAUUGAGCUCCUUGGCUCCAGUUCUCCGACAGACAUGCGUCUCUUGCUGGGCCAAGACGGCAUGUCGAACUCCACUGCUCGGUCAAUAGCCAGCCCGACCAACUCCACUACUACAGGUAAUGCAGGUGCGAACUCGAAUAUCGAUACUGGCCGCACGCCCGCUGCGGUAGCUCUUGCUUUGCCACCGGCUGAGGCAGAAAGGUCUCUUCGUUUCUUCCGAUCCCAGAUGCUACCUUACUUCCCCUUUAUAAGCCUGGCCUCUACCUUGACAGCUAGCCAGCUCCGCCAGGACCGGCCAAUCCUCUUUCAAGCUAUCAUCACAGUCACCACACUCUCAACCCAGAGAAGGUUGCCCCGGAUAGAUGAGUUUAAACGCCUUGUCUUCAGCUCUGCUUGGAUGCAAGCCCAGUCAAGCAUGGACCUGUUGCUUGGAGUAUUAACGUAUAUCACGUGGAGCACCGACGCGUUCCUUGGUCGCGCGGACCUCCUCUCCCGCCUGAUGGUGCUCGCCAUCUCGCUGGUAUUUGACCUGCGGCUGUUCAAGCCGUCCAGACCCGACGUGCAGGCCAUCGUGGCCUGUACCCAGGGCUUCGCCGAGAAUUAUCAGACCGGCGACGAGACGGUUCAGGCUUUUCUGGAACGGCAGCGAGCACUGCUUGCAUGUUUUGUACUGAGCUCCCAGCAUGCACAGCCCAUCUCCUCUCACUUUGGGCGGAUAGACCCCUUGCGGUGGACGCCCCAGAUGGAAGACGCGUUGAAUGUGAUAACGGCGAACAGGUCAUGUCCAACGGACGAAGUACUUGCAUUUCAGGUACGAGUGCAGUUGAUCACACACCGGGCAGCACAGGUGCGGGAGCAGCACGAGAUAGACCGGUCCCUCAGUAGGGCACCUCCUACCGCAACUUCUUCUAUUCCAAGCCUGCUAUACCUCAACACGCUGCGCGCCGAGCUGCAGGGACUCCAAGACUCGCUUAGCACCAUCGAACCGCAUCCACAAGGCAACAGCAUCAGCAGCAGCAUCGGCAUCAGCCCAGACCUCGCCCGCCUCGAAUCCAUCCACCGCAGUGCCGCAUCCAUCCGCUCCUGGCUUGGCGUCUUCUGCCCCCCUUCCUCCUCCUCCUCCUCCCGCUACUCCGUCGCCCCGGCAGACUGCCUCGGCCUGCCCGCGCACUUUUGGGCCCAGUGUAUCUGGUGCAGCGCCAUACUGAAGCACCUGUCCACGAACCCCCUCGCUGAACCGGCGGGGGUGGAGUGUAUGCGUGCGGUGCGGAACACGGUGGAUUUGCGGAUGGUGCUGGAUCGGAUGAGGGAGAAGAUGAAUUUGGUGAGCGUGGAGGCGGCCGGGGUUGAGGUUGGGGAUGGGGUCGUGGGUGGCAAUGGGGGUGGGAAUGAUUUGUUCAGUUCGAUGGCGAGGUUGUUUGGGCGGGCUAGGGUGUGGGCUGAGGAGAGGUGGCAUACUACUAGUAUGGGUGAUAGUGCUGUUCCUGUUCAGGGGCAGGGGCAAGAGGAAAAUGGUAGUGGUAGUGGACGGAAUGUGCCGGAUGUGGAGGAUUUUUCGUGGAUGGAUUUGAUGGAUUUGGAGAACGACAAGUGGUUUGAGGAUGUAUUGGGUUGGUCGCCGGUCGAGAGUUGA